AUGGAGAACGACACAGUGGCUUCCAGCCAGGAUGGCGAUGCGCCCCGCCGAUCUGGACGCGUCGUCAAAGUUCCCGAGAAGUGGGAGCCAGAGGCGUCCGCACACCCGGCUUCAACCAAGCGCAAACGCGGCGGCGAGGGCGAGGAGGGAGACGACGAUCUCGAAUCCGACGAACACGAAAGCGGCGAGGAUGACGACCACGGCGACGAGGACCAUCCCGCUCCCCGGUCGCGACGAGCUGGUGGCGCCGGCCGCCAAAAGAAACCCUCUCUUAAGAAGCCCAAGACCAAUGGCGCCGGCGGCCACACAGCGCGUAUUCCCAGCAGGCCAAAGAAGACUGUCCGAAUUGAAGCAGGAACCAAGGGAACGGGUCUGUUCGUGGACAUUUUCGGCUCCGGAGAGCCUUCACAAACCGUCGCCCACCAAUGGCUCGAAAGAUACAAGGCAGACAAUGCUGCUGCUCUGAGUGACCUAGUCAACUGUAUUCUGCAAUGCGCUGGCUGCGACCUCGAAGUCACGCCUGACGACAUUCGCGACCCCGAAAAUAUCCCCAAUAGACUUGUCGACCUUCAAGGCAUCUAUCAAGAGCAAAAUAUUCUCGAAUACCCUCUCAUUUCGCGAGCCAAAGGUACACGAUCGUUCCGGGACCUUCUCGUCACCUUCUUCCACGCUCUUAUCGCCCUGCUUCACGACACGGAUCUCAUGUACCAGGACACAGAACUGAUGGAAAACCUUCAUGCUUGGCUGGCCAGUAUGUCCUCAUCCUCACUGCGACCGUUUCGCCACACCGCCACAACCAUCGCAUUGGCGGCCCAGACCGGACUUGUCGAUGUAGCCGGUACACUCGAUCGUCGCAUUGCCAACAUCGAGCAACAGCUACAAGCCGCUAAGCGCGGUAAGAACAAGAUCAAGACUGCGGAAGUGCAGCGCAACUUGGAGGAGGCAAAUAGCCACCGAAGCCUUUGCAGUGAAGCUAUUCAGUCGUAUUUCGAUACCGUUUUUGUACAUCGCUACCGUGAUGUUGACCCCAAAAUCCGCACUGAAUGCGUUGAGGCCCUUGGUUCCUGGAUCUGGGACCUUCCUACCGUCUUCAUGGAGCCUGGAUACCUCCGCUAUCUGGGAUGGAUGUUGUCCGAUGUCAACGCUCCCACUCGACUCGAAGUUUUGCGUCAGCUGUGGAAGGUCUUCAAGCGCAGCGCCCAACAGCUUAUCCACUUCAUCGAUCGAUUUCGGCCGCGACUGAUUGAAAUAGCCACGCUUGACUCCGAAAUUUCCGUACGAGUUACUGCCAUCUCGGUCAUUGACACACUGCGCGCCGCCGCUCUUCUCGAACCUAGUGAGAUUGACGCCAUUGGCAGGCUCAUUUUCGACAAUGAAAUCAGAAUACGCAAGGCUGUCGUGAAUUUCUUUGGUGCUUGCGUUGAAGAUGUGAAGGAAGGCAAGAUGGAAGAGCUUGGUGGCCAAGAUGCCCUGGACGAGAUUGAUGUUGGCGAUGAGGAAGAUUUUGAAUCACCACGCAAAGAGUGGCUGGACAUCAAGUGCCUCGCCGAAACCUUAGCCAUCUACAAUGCACAGGUUGAUGAGGCGCAGCAGAAUAAUGGCUCCAUUGGCACCGAAGUUUCCUUGGAUCUCAUUGAGUCUGUUGUACCUGAGACGAGGAUAACACUUGCUGCGCAGGCCCUUUACGAGAAGAUACCCGAAAUCAAGUCCUGGGAGAUUCUGGCUGGAUAUCUUCUCUUUGAUCACUCGACGAGCACAAAGUCGCGUAGCAAAGCCAAGGGCAAGAGCGCGUCUCCAGAGGCUGCUUUCAAGAAAGCCAUUGCGCCACUGAGGGAAGAAGAAUCCAUUCUUCUCGAAGUUCUCAGCUCUGGGAUCAGAUCUUCCCUUACACAUUCUGGAGGUGACGUUGAUCGCAGCCGACGGAGAGGGAAUCGUGAAGCUGCUGAUGCUCAAGAGGACAUUGCAAUUGAACUUGCCAGUAUUAUUCCGAAACUUCUUAGCAAGUUUGGCGCCGAGCCUGAAACGGCUGCCAUCGUCUUGCGUUUGGAGCACAACCUCGAUCUCGACGUUUUCCAGCAGCUCCGCCAAGACUCGAGCAAAUAUGGAAGACUACUGGACGAAAUAAGCACACAAUUCAUUAGACACGACGAUAAGAGAGUCUUGUCAGAAGCUGCUACUGCGUUGCUCCAUGCCCGUCAAUAUGACGAACUGGAAGAGCUCACAGAUAGCAAGCUGUCACUUUUGUGGGACAAUGUUAUUGACGCGCUGCGCAAUGUGAGCAAUACGUGCGAACUCUCUGUUCGCGGAAAUCUCGCGGCAGCGCCUCUUCACCAAUUAUCAACGCUGUUGAUGAAGAUUAGCAAGCUGGCUAGUAUUGCGGAUUGCGUGGAUAUCUUGGAAGCUGAGCCGAGGUCUACGAAUGCGGACUCAUCAGCGAUCCAGACCCUCAUCAACAUUGUCCAUCGCGGUAAAUACGAGCCACAGGAGGACGAGAUUGAUGAUCUGGAGGAUGAGAUUGUGACGCUCGCGAUCAAGGCCUGUCAAUUUUAUUUCAUGUGGAAAAUUCGCUCUCUAUCAAAGCGACUGGCAGCUGGUGUCAGUAUUCCCGACGCUGAGAUUGACCGUUGCUCUGUACUUCGCCAAUCCUACCGCCGUCACGUCAUUGAGACGUUCUCGUCUCGCGCUGCCAUCGAUCAAUUGCGUCUCUUUGCGACUGGCAGCCUCUGCGACCUGCAUCUAUCUUUUGCCACACUUCGGCCCAGGAUCAAUGCGCUCCGAAGCUCUGGCGAGCCAGCCCGCGCCGACAUGUUCAGAGUCCUCAUCCAGCAGAUAGAGCCUGGCCUCGUACCCGAACUGACGUCAAUCUUUGACGGCGCGGAAAAGCAAUUCGCCAAAAAGUCCAAGAAAGACAAGGUGCUCAACGAGCCAGCGGAGGACGAGGACCCCAUGUCCGACGAAGAAGAGGAUGAUGAUGAGGACGAUGAGGACGCCGAGCUCACCUCCGAGCAGCGCCUCGCCAACGAGCUACGGGCCGAAAAGUCACUCUGCGAGUUGACAGCCAAGUAUGUGCUCGCCAUCAGCGGCCGCCUCAUCGACGACCGCGGCGGGCUCGUGGACAAGCUGCGCCGCCGCCUGCUCCGCAAUCAAACCAAGCUCGGCAACAACUUCAAGGAGGUGGUGGCGUUUCUCGACGAGGACAAGAUGGCGCGCGCGGCGAGAAAGGCCGCGCCCAAGCCCAGCACCGCUCACAAGCCCGCUGAAAAGGAGACGACGCCGGCGGCGCAUGACCUUGACAACAUGUUUGAAGAGGAGCCCGAGCCUGAGGAGGGAUCGCGCGAGGACCUGCGCCGCAAGGGCCUGCUCGAGGACGAUCCGAUUGACGACGAUGACGACCAUGAUCACGGCCAACAAGAAAGCCGCUUCGAGGACGAUGUCCUAGGUGAUUAG
Messenger RNA from Beauveria bassiana ARSEF 2860, 3447 nucleotides. Its product is annotated as STAG domain-containing protein. NCBI's taxonomy places the organism in Eukaryota, Fungi, Ascomycota, Sordariomycetes, Hypocreales, Cordycipitaceae. Gene Ontology annotation, molecular function: chromatin binding. The transcript has 3 exons. Gene Ontology annotation, cellular component: cohesin complex; chromatin; nucleus. Bases 1 to 3447 code for a protein of 1148 amino acids. Gene Ontology annotation, biological process: sister chromatid cohesion. The record is from RefSeq and is a predicted model, not a curated record.